GCCCGUUAGCUGCUGCUGCUCACCGGCAAUGAUACAGCAAACACGGACUCGGUAAGACGUCUCGGGAUGGACUUAGCGAGCACUUUUUAGCACUGCAAAGACGGAUAUAAUUCAGACACCACUGCAUAUUCACAACAGAGGAAGUUUAUUCAUCGCCGGACUCAUUUUUGAUUCGGGAAAAAGGAGACUCGACGUCCGGGAGAGGAAUGGAUGCAACGAUUGCUUUCCUGCGACAUUCACCGGCCAGCUAAGAAGCUUCCAGAUUCACUUUGAAGACCACCUGAGUGCACCUAAACUUGUCAGGGCUAGACUUAUUUAUUUGUGCUUAAUAGUGAGCACUGCUUUCCGCAAAAUAAUCGUAAUUAGUACUGCAAAGGUUCACCAAGAGUGUGGCUAAUCGCCUCUGGCGACCCAACACAGCUUUAAGGCUAACGGCUAGCGAAAUUUCGCAUUCUUUGUUUAUUUUAUUUGCUUCAUUGAAUACAGUGGGUUUUAUCUUUCUGAAGUUGUAUUAAUACUUGUGUUAAGAAAAGGGACACUGCUCAUAAGCUAGCGUCUCUGCCUAACUACAGAUCGUAACAUUUAGCUUGAUUUUAAAGGACAUAAAUCAUCUGACUUCUCACUUAUGGCUCGUUAGUAUCGCGGUACUGAGCUGACCCAGCUAGCUAGCAUCUGUGUUAGCUAGUAGGUAGCGCAAACAGCCGUCAGCCACCUCUUGGCCUUCAUUAACACCUCGACUGUAGAGAUGCACCACCAGGACUUUCCUGGAGACCCGCCUGGGACCGGGAGCAGGAAAACGGCUUUCCACUACAGGAGGGGCAGCAGCGGUGCGUCUGCCUCCUCGGUAGCCGGUGGCAGUGGAGUCAACACGGUUGACGACAAUCCAACCCAGGCUGGAUCAUCUUCUCCCGGACUCAAUCACCAGCCUCAGUCCCAAGUGGCUGGUGCUCAGGUGAAGAAGAAGAGUGGCUUCCAAAUAACAAGUGUCACCUCAGCUCAGAUCAAUGUGAGCGGCAACAACAGUUUAGCAGAUGACACUGAGAGCUAUGAUGACAUGGAUGAGUCACACACUGAAGAUCUCUCCUCUUCUGAUAUGCUGGAUGUUUCUGUGUCCAGGGCCACAGAUACAGGUGUGCCGGACAGAAGCUCCUCUGAUGAGACGUUGAACAGUCUCCAUGGGGUCGAUACACCCGGACUUGUGUCGCCCAACGAGCCUCUUCACCCUCAUUCCAUACCUCAAGGGGCUCAGCAACACACUUCUAUGGUAAAUGGGACCAUGCAUCAUCAUUAUUAUCCUCAGCAACAAAGCCAGCCCCACCAUCAUCACUCUGAUAGCUUGGGAGGAGGUGAACCCCCAUUGCCAGCUCUUCCCAUUGCUCCCGUGGCUAGUUCCAGUCCAGCUAUGGCUUCCAAAGCUGGGCCUAGCCAGUUCCAGAGGGUGCCAGUGUUGGAUAACACUAAACCUGCAGGCGGGACAACCCAACCAAUAGCCGCUAUUGUUGGUGAGACAGCCACUGAUCCACAUCUACAGGCCAGUGGGAAUAUUUCUAAUGUGUCUGCUGUCACUGCUGCUGCAGUUCUUCCUUCUGGGUCUGCAGGUUUUGAAAACACUAGUGCGAGUGGGCAAGUAGUUUCUGUGGGAGGAGUAACAGGCCCGUCUGCUGCUGCCCCCAAUACGCAAACCCAGCACACCCAAACCCAGACAGCUACUGGCUCUCGUUUUAGGGUGGUCAAGCUAGACACCAACUCUGAGCCCUUCCGCAAAGGAAGAUGGACAUGUACAGAGUAUUAUGAAAAGGAGGUAUCUCAUCCAGCUGUGUCUGAGGCACCAAAAGGUGCAGAGUUGGCUGUAGAGAGUGAGACAAGUAAUGCUGGGAUUAGUCCAGGUAUACCUGCUGUACAGCCACUGCACACACUGCAACCCUAUCAGACACCAAACCAGGAUUUCACUAGUCCACAAGCCAUGCAGAGCCCACCACAAGGACUGGCCCAGACCACUCCUCUGACCUAUGUUGCACCCCCAGAGGUCAUUAGUGGAGUUCACAUGUCAAAACCAGUGGCCUCUGUCACUCUCCCAACAGCAACACCACAGGUUACACCACAGGCCGGUGUAGGUCAACCUCAACUCGUAAUACCCCAGCAGUUGCCCUAUGCUGUGGAUCCCCACCAGGCUCAAACCCAGGGAGGUUACCCUGCACCUCAGCUCCAAGCAGGGGUCAUGACCCAAGGAACUGUCCGUCAGCCAGACUUCAUCCAGCCCACUGCUCCCUUCCAGACUCAGGUCCAACCUCCACUGCCACAUGUUACAACAGGAAUCUCCAUAACACAGCCACUGGUCAGCAUUACUCAGCAGCUGCCCCACCAAGGUCAUGUAGCCCCACCUGCCCCAGCAAAUUUUGCUGCAGGACAGCCACAGACUCUCCCAUCUCAACUCCAGCCUCACCCACAGUCACAAGUCCAACCCCCCUCUAUUGCCACAGUCCCAGUAGCACCCACCCAUGGGACCCCCUACAUGCCUCUGACUGCACUGCAAGCUGACCUCCAGCCCCUCCUCACCCCAGGCACAACCCUCACCCAGGUCCCUGGAGGAGGAAGCUCCACAAGAACCUCUCAGCUGGAGGACGCCCAGAAGCUUCUGCUCCAGCACCAAGGCCUGCUGGCUCUGCCCCGGCUGGGGGUGGCAGCAGGUGGAGAGGGGGCUGCGGAAGCAAGUGGUGCUGCUGGAACACUGGCCCAUAUGGGGAUGUCAGCUGAGGCCAGUGCUUUCAUGGCAGCUGCUGCUGCAGGCCUUAGGACUCAGCAUGCUGAAGGAGAAGAGGACAGCUCCUCGGGUGCAAGUGUGGUGGCCAUUGACAACAAGAUUGAACAAGCAAUGGAUCUGGUGAAGAGCCACCUGAUGUACGCCGUGCGCGAGGAGGUGGAGGUGCUGAAGGAGCAGAUCAAAGAGCUGAUCGAGCGCAACACUCAGCUGGAGCAGGAGAACAACCUGCUCAAGACCCUGGCCAGCCCCGAGCAGAUGGCCCAGUUCCAGGCGCAGGUUCAGACCGGCGGUUCCCCCACCAGCACCGCCCAGCCUCUGCUCCCGGUCCCCGCCGGAUCCACACAAGUCCUCCCCUCCACACAGAACUCCGGCUCGUCUGCGUAACACAGAACCUGCACACUGGAGAGCCUCCUAAGGAUGAGCAAUAGGGGGGAUGGAAGGAAGAAGAUGAGGAGAAGGAAGAGGAGGAAGGAGUCUUGCCAUACUGUGAACUAACUCUAGCAUCAAGACCGACUAUGCCACCGUCUCAAGGACACUUCAACUUAACCGGAGGACGAAACAACUUUCCUUUGUUGCACAUUUUAUUUAAUUGAAAGACUUUGGAGUUGCACCGUGUGUGUGUGUGUGUGUGUGUGUGUGUGUGUGUGUGUGUGUGUGUCCGCUUUGUCUCCGACUUUUAUUACCUGCUUCAGACAAUCGUUGUCGUCGUGCUGGUCGCCGUGUUGAUGAUGAAGAAAAGGACAGAGCUGACAGGAACUGAUAGUCGACCCUUACGGCCAGCGCCGCCACUGUUCAGGGCCACCAGAGGAAGGAGGAGCUAACCCAGGGCUCGGCCAAUCAGGGGAGCACGCUGCACGCUCUUGUCAGUGCCGUUGAAUCCCUCGCAGUGUGAACCGUGGAAAGUGUGCCAUCGUCUUGCCCCCGCCCCACCUCAACUCAUCGCUGUCCAUCUGCACACAGUUUUUUACUCAGCAUCUGCUUAUUUCUUUAUUCCGUUUGCACUUUUUUCAGACGAUGUCGACAGCGGACGAACUUUACAGAUUCGUACAACCCAUCUGGAAUGGGAGUCAAAUAAACCAGCCGACUUUUUUCUGGGUCUCAAUCCUCACAGUAUCUGAAGACGACAAGAUUUUCUGCGCUGAGGCGGGGUUAUAAAGAAAUUUCUGAUAUAUAUAUAUAUUAGCUGCGUCUCCUUGUUCACUUUAAGAACUCUGUGUUCUUUUCGAGGUUAGCGUCGCCAUCCCCACCCUUAAGGCACCCUCCCCCCUUCUUGGAUGGAGCAUUAAACAUUUAUGCAGGGAAUUAAUGUUUUUUAGGGAGGGCUGGGAAAGGAUUGGGAUUUGGUUUGUCUGUUGAUCUUCUUGCUCUUAUUGAUGUAAUAAAUGUCCUAGUGGUCUGUAAAAAUAAAUGAUGGAAAGGUGAAUAAAUAGGACAUGACUGUUUCUAGGUAGUGAACUUUGUACAUAUGAAAAAUUUCCAAUUAAACUCUGCCAAGUGCCUGGUUUCUAACCAUAGAUACAUAUAUAAGCUUUUUUUAGUUGUUUUAUUCAUAUAUUUGUAUAUAUAUAUAUAUCUAUGGUUUUGCCAGGUUUUGAACUACCUGUGAUGUCAUUACUCAGGGUGGGACCACAAGAGGAUUAUUUACCUCCACACUAAGAUGCUGUCUCUCCUGCAGUGACACACGGCCUCGUACUGUAUGUGAACUCUCCUCUGCCGCCGCUUAAAACUCACUCGCUCAAAUGAUCUGGACUGUUUUACCAUUUGGGGACGUGUGUAGUUGUUUUUUUAACGAAUGACUGUUUUUUUUUUUGUUUUGUUUUGUUUUUUCCUUUGUUUUUUUUCUUCUUCUUUUUUGUCUUUUGUACAGCCAAGUGUUUUGAGUUGCUCAUAGUGCAACUGGAGCGCUGAACACAAUAAUGAGAUACUUGGCAAAAGAAAAAAAAAAAAGGAAAAUGCCUAGCAGAAGUAUGUCGAUGUUUGUGCAUGUUCCUCAGCCCAUCACAAAUGUGACGUUAUAAUUGCACUAGACAGUUGCACCUCAAAUAAAAAUAAAAACAAAAAGCAAAAAGUG
Messenger RNA from Seriola aureovittata, 4832 nucleotides. RefSeq lists its product as uncharacterized. Gene Ontology annotation, biological process: regulation of transcription by RNA polymerase II. Lineage: Eukaryota; Metazoa; Chordata; Actinopteri; Carangiformes; Carangidae. The record is from RefSeq and is a predicted model, not a curated record. Bases 746 to 3145 code for a protein of 799 amino acids. The transcript has 3 exons.